Mirounga angustirostris (Northern elephant seal) is the source of this 1048-nucleotide messenger RNA. RefSeq names its product olfactory receptor 13C7-like. The record is from RefSeq and is a predicted model, not a curated record. Gene Ontology annotation, cellular component: plasma membrane. Gene Ontology annotation, molecular function: G protein-coupled receptor activity; olfactory receptor activity. Gene Ontology annotation, biological process: detection of chemical stimulus involved in sensory perception of smell; G protein-coupled receptor signaling pathway. Lineage: Eukaryota; Metazoa; Chordata; Mammalia; Carnivora; Phocidae.
AUGGAAAGUGUCAACCAGACCAUCUCUGUGACAGAGUUUAUUCUCCUGGGCCUCUCAGACCACCCAAAGCUAGAGAAAACGUUCUUUGUGCUCAUCUUCCUGAUGUAUAUAGUGAUCCUGCUGGGCAAUGGGGUCCUCAUCCUGGUGACCAUCCUUGACUCCCGCCUGCACACGCCCAUGUACUUCUUCCUGGGGAACCUCUCCUUCCUGGACAUCUGCUACACAACGUCCUCAGUCCCCCUCAUUCUCGACAGCUUCCUGACCCCCAGGAAAACCAUCUCCUUCUCCGCCUGUGCCGUGCAGAUGUUUCUUUCCUUUGCCAUGGGAGCCACAGAAUGUGUGCUCCUGGGUAUGAUGGCAUUUGAUCGCUAUGUGGCCGUCUGUAACCCCCUUAGGUAUCCUGUGGUCAUGAGCAAGGCUGCCUAUGUGCCCAUGGCUGUCAGCUCCUGGGCAGCUGGAAGCAUGACUGCCAUGGUGCAAACAUCCUUAGCAAUGCGACUGCCCUUCUGUGGGGACAAUGUCAUCAACCACUUCACCUGUGAGAUCCUGGCUGUCCUGAAGUUGGCCUGUGCUGACAUCUCCAUCAAUGUGAUCAGUAUGGCAGUGGCCAAUGUCAUCUUCCUGGGCAUUCCAGUUCUGUUCAUUUUCGUCUCCUAUGUGUUCAUCACUGCUACCAUCCUGAAGAUCCCCUCAGCUGAGGGGGAGGAAAAGGCCUUCUCCACUUGUUCUGCCCACUUCACAGUCUUGGUCAUCAUCUAUGGAACAAUCCUCUUCAUGUAUGGGAAGCCGAAGUCCAAGGACCCCCUGGGGGCGGACAAGCAGGAUGUUUCAGACAAGCUCACCUCCCUCUUCUAUGGGGUGGUGACCCCCAUGCUCAACCCCAUCAUCUACAGCCUCAGAAACAAGGAUGUGAAGGCUGCUGUGAAGAAUCUGGUAAGUCAGAAAUGCUUUACCCAGUGAUCUCUGGAGGACAAAUGUCCCUAUAGUUCUGUGCUCUUGGCUCUCGCACCCAGGAAUCUCAGAAGAAUGUGUCCCCAAAGAAGAGAUA